This is a messenger RNA of Xenopus tropicalis (tropical clawed frog), 5010 nucleotides long. RefSeq names its product SLIT-ROBO Rho GTPase activating protein 1 (gene srgap1). The transcript is spliced from 22 exons. Gene Ontology annotation, biological process: signal transduction. The record is from RefSeq and is a predicted model, not a curated record. NCBI's taxonomy places the organism in Eukaryota, Metazoa, Chordata, Amphibia, Anura, Pipidae. Gene Ontology annotation, molecular function: GTPase activator activity. Bases 1181 to 4465 code for a protein of 1094 amino acids.
CUUGCUGAGAUAUCAGUCAAAAAAAGAAAGGGUCCGGUAGAACUGCGUAAGGAGGCGGUCGUGGGAGUCUACAGCUCCGCCCCUGUCCCACCCGCCGUGUCUCCCAGGGUCUGGCGGCUCUGCGCAGUGCUGUGGUACGGCCGUAGGCUCUAGAAGAACUUUGUUCGCUGCCGGCUGAUAAGGUACAAGUGAUGGCCGAUAUGCCCCGGGGCUAGUCAUUUCUGCAGCCAGACUCUACACUCUCUGUAGCAUUCGUUCGGGUCCUGGUCCUGAGGAGCGCCCUGGUGUCUUUGUGUGUUCCCUGCUGUGGAGAGGGGUAGAAGGAGGAGACUGCGAGGGUUAUCGUACACCCACUGGUCGCCGCACGGCAAGCAACGUGAGCAGUUAGCCCCGGGCAGGCACCGGCGGACACAGCGCUGCUCCCAGACCUGCACUUGCAAGAGGUGCCGGCCCCACCUGCACUCCUGUUCCUUUCCCUGGUUUCUUCCAGUGCUGCUGCUUUCUCCAUUCAUUUCUGUGCUGCUGCUCAAUCCCGGCUGCUCCAUUCAUUCCGUGCUGCUGUCCCUGCCCUUUCCCAGGCUGCCCAUUCACUCUAUGCCGCUGCCUUCUUCCAACCUGCCCUAUGUUUGCCAGCCUUUCCCUGCCACUCUAGACUGCCUGAGGACUUUUCUUACAUGUCACAGGCACAGUGUCCCCAGCAAUACUUCCCUGCUGCCUUUAUCUGCCAUUCACUGCUCUGGUGACUUUCAAAUAAAGCCAGUCUCCUUUGGAUUUACUUCUGACUGCCCUGUGCACCAGUGCUUCUUUUAUUUUCCUAUCUACCCCUCCUCCCUUUUCUUUGUUUCUGACUCCUGCUUUAUGUACCUAGUGGUGAUCUGACAUCUUGUUUGACUGUCACACUCCCUUAGUUGUCUCUGUGGUGCACCCCCCUUCAUUCUGCACCAUUCCCACUGACCCAUUUGGGUGUCACACCUGUAUUCUGGGUGCUGUGCCCUUUUCCCCCUAGGAUGGCUCCUGUGCUUACCUCAAGCUUUGCUUUCUUGGAAACUUCAGCAGAUUGAUCCCAUCUCAGGAAAAUAACCCCCCUUGGGCAAAUUUGCCUCCUCUACGUGGGCAGGAUAUACGCUUUUAGAUUUGGCUAUUUAUGAACUGUGGCUUGAGAUAAGUGAAUCGUUGGAAAAUGUCAACUCCAAACAGGUUCAAGAAAGACAAAGAAAUCAUAGCAGAAUAUGAAAGCCAAGUAAAAGAAAUCCGAGCACAGCUAGUGGAACAGCAGAAAUGUCUGGAGCAGCAGACAGAGAUGAGAGUCCAGCUGCUCCAGGACUUGCAGGACUUCUUUCGUAAGAAGGCAGAAAUAGAGACUGAGUAUUCACGGAACUUAGAGAAACUGGCAGAGAGAUUCAUGGCCAAAACAAGAAGCACUAAAGACCAUCAACAAUACAAGAAAGACCAAAAUCUGCUGUCUCCAGUGAACUGCUGGUACUUACUUUUGAAUCAAGUUAGAAGAGAGAGCAAGGAUCAUGCAACGUUAAGUGACAUCUACCUGAACAAUGUGAUAAUGCGUUUUAUGCAGAUCAGUGAAGACUCAACAAGAAUGUUCAAAAAGAGCAAAGAAAUUGCAUUUCAGCUGCAUGAAGAUCUAAUGAAAGUUCUCAAUGAACUGUAUACGGUAAUGAAAACAUACCACAUGUAUCAUGCAGAGAGCCUCAGUGCUGAAUGUAAGCUGAAAGAAGCUGAAAAGCAAGAGGAAAAACAGAUAGGGAGAUCAGCAGACCCUGUGUUUCAUUUACGGUUAGAGGACAAGCACCAAAGACGAAGUUCUGUCAAGAAGAUAGAGAAGAUGAAAGAGAAACGGCAAGCCAAAUACUCGGAGAACAAGUUAAAAUCCAUUAAAGCACGAAAUGAAUACUUAUUAACACUGGAAGCCACAAAUGCUUCAGUCUUCAAGUAUUACAUACACGAUCUUUCGGAUUUAAUUGAUUGUUGUGACCUUGGCUACCAUGCAAGUUUAAAUAGAGCUCUGAGAACAUACCUCUCAGCCGAGUACAACCUUGAAACUUCUCGACAUGAAGGACUGGACAUUAUAGAGAAUGCAGUAGACAAUUUGGAGCCAAGGAAUGAUAAGCAAAGAUUUAUGGAGAUGUACCCCACUGCAUUUUGUCCACCAAUGAAAUUUGAGUUUCAGCCACAUCUCGGGGAUGAGGUUUGCAUGGUUAGUGCUCAGCAGCCACUGCAGGGAGAACUUAUUUUGCGAUAUCAGCAGCUUCAGUCUAGAUUGGCGACCCUUAAGAUAGAAAAUGAAGAGAUAAAGAAAACAACAGAAGCCACUCAACAGACCAUUCAGGAUAUGGUUACCAUUGAGGACUAUGAUGUAUCUGAAUGUUUUCAACACAGCCGUUCCACUGAGUCUGUGAAAUCUACAGUCUCUGAAACUUACUUAAGUAAACCAAGCAUAGCCAAGAGACGAGCAAACCAACAAGAAACCGAGCAGUUUUAUUUCAUGAAGGUCAGGGAACAUUUAGAAGGAAGCAACCUCAUCACUAAACUUCAAGCUAAGCAUGAUCUACUGCAGAGAACUCUUGGGGAUGGAAGAGGUCACAGAGCAGAAUACAUGACAACAAGGCCUCCACAUGUACCCCCUAAGCCCCAGAAACAAAAGAAGCCCAGACCCCAAUCCCAAUAUAUUACUAAGUUGUUUAACGGGGAUCUGGAAUCCUUCAUCAAGGAAUCUGGGCAGAUCAUUCCUCUUAUCGUUGAAAGCUGUAUCAGGUUUAUUAAUUUGUAUGGGCUUCAACAUCAGGGUAUAUUCAGAGUGUCUGGGUCCCAGGUAGAAGUCAAUGAUAUUAAAAAUGCCUUUGAAAGAGGUGAGGAUCCUUUGACAGAUGACCAAAAUAACCAUGACAUCAACUCUGUGGCUGGAGUACUGAAGCUAUAUUUCCGGGGUUUAGAAAACCCACUCUUUCCAAAGGAAAGAUUUAAUGACCUAAUAUCAUGCAUCCGAAUAGAAAAUCUCUAUGAGAGGGCCAUUCAGACUCGCAAGAUCCUUCUAACAUUGCCCAGGACUGUGCUUAUAGUCAUGAGAUACUUGUUUGCUUUCCUGAACCACCUUUCCCAAUAUAGCGAUGAGAAUAUGAUGGAUCCCUAUAACCUGGCAAUAUGCUUUGGGCCUACUUUAAUGCCUGUUCCAGAUAUACAAGACCAGGUGUCCUGUCAGGCUCAUGUGAAUGAAAUUGUUAAAACCAUCAUCAUACACCAUGAGACAAUUUUCCCAGAUGCUAAGGAGCUGGAGGGUCCAGUUUAUGAGAAAUGCAUGGCUGGGGAUGACUACUGCGAUAGCCCAUACAGUGAGCAUGGCACAUUGGAUGAAGUGGAUCAGGAUGCUGGUAAUGAAACCCACACUAGUGAAGACGAAUGUGAGCCGAUUGAAGCCAUUGCUAAGUUUGACUACAUUGGAAGAUCUGCCAGGGAGCUGUCAUUUAAAAAGGGAGCCUCGCUUCUCUUGUAUCACCGUGCAUCUCAAGACUGGUGGGAAGGGAGACACAAUGGCAUAGAUGGCUUGGUACCCCACCAGUACAUUGUGGUGCAAGACAUGGAUGAUACAUUUUCUGAUACACUGAGUCAGAAAGCAGACAGUGAAGCAAGCAGUGAGCCUGUAACAGAGGAUAAGUCAUCGUCCAAAGAUCUGACCUCUCCAUCUGACCGUCACCCAGAUUUCUAUUUAGCACGGCAAAGACGAAGGGUUGACCCUCCUCCUCCUUCUCGUCGUUCAGGCCGGACAAAUGACAUCCAUUGUCCCAUGCACCCUGCCCAGUCUGGCAAAUCUGUCAGCAAUAUCACUUCAAUGGAAACUACCAAUAUGAACCUGUCAAGUCAUUGCAGCCCACGAGCUCUUUUGCAGAAUCGCAACUUAAACACUGACAGUCCAGAACGUAGACGCAAACCUGGUCAUGGCAGUCUGACCAACAUCAGUAGGCAUGAUUCUUUAAAAAAGAUAGAUAGUCCACCAAUAAGAAGAUCCACAUCAUCAGGGCAAUAUACAAGUUUUAAUGAUCACAAACCUCUUGACCCAGAAACUAUUGCUCAGCAGGAUAUUGAAGAGACCAUGAACACAGCCCUGAAUGACCUCCGUGAGCUUGAGCGCCAGAGUUCUGCCAAGCAUGCUCCAGAUGUUGUGCUGGAUACCCUAGAUCAAAUCAAGAACUGUCCUACUAUAGCAUCAUCUACAGAAUCCCUGAGCCCACUACACAACAUUGUGCUAAAGAACGCUGAGCCUCAAAUCCGCCGCAGCACCAGUACUUCUAGUGACGCAAUGAGUACAUUUAAGCCCAUGGUGACACCCAGGAUGGGAGUCCAGUUGAAACCUCCUGCAUUAAGGCCAAAACCCAUCGUUCUUCCAAAGACUAACCCUGGAAUAGGGCCAUCUCAGACUGCACAAGGGCCAGCAGACAAAUCCUGCACAAUGUAAUAAUCUUAUGUUACAAUCCUUUGGAUCAAGGAGUGAGGAACAUGUUAGUAACUGGAGUUGCCAUGCUUUUAUAGUUAGUAGUGUAAAACCUCUGUAAAUACACUAGGGCAUUUAGAAACCAACUGAACUGUUUAAAUGUGCUGUUUACAACCUUAGAGACACAUAGAUAUUACUUGAAGAUUUAAUGCUGCACAAUUUGUAUAGAAUGCAACACAGAUCACAGAUGGCUUCCCACUUAUAAAGUAUAUCUAAGAUUGCCAUUGCUUGUGCAUAGAUUUUGACAGGUUGAAAACAAAGAUAUGUGGUAUUAUUUUACAACUCAUAGUGAGUAUGGAAUCUUUAGCUGUCUAUCCAGUAUGGGGAGGGGGGUAACCUGAAAAGGUAAUUGUGGUUUGGUAAAACCUCUUCAUAACAUUCCUCUGAGGCCUUACUGCUCAGUCAGUCACAGUAGCCAUGGGCUCACUGCAAAGAUAUACACAUCUGGAGAAAAUAAAAAGCUUCUUGUUUUGGAUAAAUAAGAUGAUAAUAUCCAAUAUUUAUUAUGA